Molecule: messenger RNA, 1073 nt
Organism: Pangasianodon hypophthalmus (striped catfish)
Lineage: Eukaryota; Metazoa; Chordata; Actinopteri; Siluriformes; Pangasiidae
Gene: cope
Product: COPI coat complex subunit epsilon
Exons: 10
Coding region: 60-962 (300 amino acids)
Biological process (GO): retrograde vesicle-mediated transport, Golgi to endoplasmic reticulum; intra-Golgi vesicle-mediated transport; endoplasmic reticulum to Golgi vesicle-mediated transport
Cellular component (GO): COPI vesicle coat
Molecular function (GO): structural molecule activity; protein binding
Source: RefSeq, a predicted model, not a curated record
UGUCGAAAUACGGAUAGGAAAAGAACUAACUAAACAUCAUUCAUAGCUAUUACAGCAACAUGGCGUCGCAGCAGGGAGAAGUAGAUGAACUGUUCGAUGUGAAAAAUGCCUUUUAUAUCGGGAGUUAUCAACACUGCAUUAACGAGGCUCAGAAAGUAAAGACUUCCGGACCUGAGAAAGAACUGGAGAAGGAUAUUUUCCUGUACAGAGCGUACAUUGCACAGAGGAAGUAUGGAGUGGUGCUGGAGGACAUAAAGCCGAGUUUCUCAGAGGAGCUGAAAGCCGUGCGGAUGUUUGCAGAUUACAUGUCCAGCGAGGCCAAAAGGGACGCCAUCGUGGCUGAGCUGGAUAAGAAAAUGAGUAAGAGUGUGGACGUGUCCAACACCACCUUCCUGCUGAUGGCCGCUUCCAUCUACCUGCACGAGGGGAACACGGACGCGGCGCUGCGCACGCUGCACCAGGGCGAGAGCCUCGAGUGCAUGGCGAUGAGCGUUCAGAUCCUUCUCAAGCUGGACAGAGUCGACAUGGCAAGGAAGGAGCUGAAGAAGAUGCAGGAGCAGGAUGAAGACGCCACGCUGACUCAGCUGGCCACGGCCUGGCUGAACCUCGCUGUCGGAGGAGAGAAGCUGCAGGACGCCUUCUACAUCUUCCAGGAGAUGGCUGAUAAAUACUCGCCCACUCUGAUCCUGCUGAACGGCCAGGCCGCGUGUCACAUGGCGCAGUGCAAAUGGGACGAGGCCGAGUCGGUCCUGCAGGACGCCCUGGAUAAAGACAGCAGCCAUCCUGAAACACUCAUCAACCUGAUCGUGUUAACGCAGCAUCUGGGUAAACCUCCCGAGGUCACAAAUCGCUAUCUGUCUCAGCUGAAAGACGCCCACAAGUCGCAUCCUUUUGUGAAGGACUAUCUCACUAAGGAGAACGAAUUCGACAGACUUGUGAUGCAGUACGCUCCCAGCGCCUGAACACAGCCGUCUCCCGACUUUCUAAUCCUCACAUUUUUUUGUUGUCAAUAUAUUUUUCUUUAUUCUAUAAGCAUUCCUGUGUACUGAUUUAAUAAAUCCCUUUACGCCACA